GAGUGGAGAGAGAGAGAGAGGAAAAGUCAAGAGCAUAUUAUUCUCUCGUGUUAUAUACACGUUUUAUACCCAAAGUGUGUACAUCCACACUUUCAUCGAAUGUACAUAAAAUAUCCCUAAAAAACCGUAAAAAUUAACUAAAAAUGGACCCAUCCGCCCCCACUCCGACGACGACCCUGAUAAAAUCCAAACUGGACGAGGUCACCUCCUUUUUCCACAACCCUUACUCCACCCAGAUCGGGGGAUGAUUGACGCCGCCACCACUCCAUCCACCGCAACCCACGUGACCACCACCCCCAACUACCCCCAGAUCCUCCCCAUCUGCGACCUCCUCAAUUCCUCCCCUUCGUCCCCCACUCUCCACACCCACUACAUAAAAGCUGUGAAGAAAAAACUCUCCACCAAAUCCACCCCGACGAUAAACCUCACCUUGGAUUUGAUAGAAAUCACGGUGAAGAAUUGUGCAGAGAAGUCGGAGUUGUUUCAGAAAUCGGUGAUGAACAGGGGUUUCCUCGAAGAGUUGGUUCGGGUGAUGGGAACCUCGCCGAUCCCGACGCAGGACAAAAUCCUCUCCCUCAUCCAAUCUUUCUAUGACAAUUUCAAAACCGAUCACCCCGACGUUGGGGAGGUUUAUCACGAUUUGAAGGAUAAGGGAGUGGAAUUUCCAGGGGUGGAUUUCGAUGGGGGAUUGGUCCCAAUGGUCAUGAAACCCCACAUUAAUAACCACGUGCCAAUCGUCCUUCCUGUGGAUCACGCUGAGGAGGAAACCCCCAUCCUGCACCCCGUCCGGUUCAACAAUAUUAAACCUAUUCAACCUACUCCAGAGCAGAAAGGGAAGAUUUUAAAAGACUUGGACAUCGUUCGGAUGAAUUUGCAAGUGUUGAACGAGGUUGUGAGUGAGGAUUUAGAGGGGGAUGAAGAGUGGGGGGAGUCGCUCUACAGCACGACCCUCAAAAUGCAGUCCCGCUUGACAACUCUCCUGAGUCAGUUGGACGACGGGGAGGACGCUUUUUUGAGCGAAUUACUUCAAGUCAACGAUGAAAUGAACAAUGCUUUUUUGAGGUACACGCGCUGGAUGAAAAACCAUCAAAAGAAAAAGCAGGAGUCGACGACGUCGCUGAUUGAUUUUAACACGGAGAGCACGGCGGUGGAGGGGGCGAUACCGAAAUUUAGGCGGUUGUCCGAUGAGAUUCUGAAGACCCACACGGAAGCGGAAUUUAACGAAAUGGAGGCGUGGUUGGAGUGCUUUCCAGCACCACCCGUCCCAGCCACGCCGCCUCAAUCCACGCAAUUAACACCCUCGGAGUUUGACAAGUUCUUGGAGGAGCGGUUGAAGAAAUAAAUAAAUUAUAAAAAAUAA
Molecule: messenger RNA, 1360 nt
Organism: Folsomia candida
Lineage: Eukaryota; Metazoa; Arthropoda; Collembola; Entomobryomorpha; Isotomidae
Product: TOM1-like protein 1
Exons: 9
Coding region: 245-1342 (365 amino acids)
Biological process (GO): signal transduction
Cellular component (GO): endosome; membrane
Molecular function (GO): phosphatidylinositol binding; clathrin binding; ubiquitin binding
Source: RefSeq, a predicted model, not a curated record